UCGUCUCUUCCAUUUCAUCAAAAUCAAAUCAAAUCAAAUCAAUCCCUCUUCCUCUUCUCUCACUCAGCGUUUCAGAGCAGAGAAAAUCGAUUCGGCACCAGAAUCAAAGACUUUGAUUUCUUGUUGAUCGCCAUGACUGUGGAAGUUGUUAACGUUGAAGGUGCUCCAAUGCCGGCGGCGGCAGCGGCGGUGGAGGUUCCAGAAGAGCCGAAGAAGGUAGUUGAAGAAGCGAAGGAGAAGGUUGUGGAGGAGGCGACGGCCACCAUUGAAAAGAGCUCUUCUUACAAGGAAGAAAGCAACCAUCUCUCGGAUCUGAAGGAAUUCGAGCGAAAGGCCCUAAUCGAGUUCAAAUCCAGACUCGAAGAAGCCAUUCUCGGCAACAAUCUUAUCAAAAAGGACGAUUCUCCCCCAGAAAUCGAGAAAGAAACAGAGCAAAAACCAGAGCAGAACGAGGAGACGUCGCCUCCUCCACAACCUUCUCCAAAGCCAGCGGAAGAAGACGAAAAAACCCAGAAAACCGAUGAAACUUCCGAAGAAAAAAAUGAAAAUAAGAGCAAAAUGGACGCGGAAAUUUCUCUGUGGGGGGUGUCGCUGUUGCCAAACAGGGGAGUAGAGGGGACAGAUGUGAUUCUCUUGAAGUUCUUAAGAGCCAGAGAAUUCAAGGUAAACGAAGCAUUCGAAAUGCUUCAGAAAACCCUCUCAUGGCGGAAGAAAUCCCACAUCGAUUCGAUCCUGAAGGAGGAAUUCCCCACCGAUCUGAACUCGGCGGCGUGUAUGAGCGGCGUGGAUCGCGAAGGGCACCCAGUUUGCUACAACGUCUUCGGAGUUUUCGACGACGAAGAGCUCUAUCAGAAGACGUUCGGAACAGAGGAGAAACGAGAGCAGUUCUUGAGGUGGAGAUGCCAAGUUAUGGAGAAGGGGAUUCAGAAGCUCGAUCUGAAACCCGGCGGCGUCUCUUCGUUGCUUCAGAUCAACGAUCUCAAGAACUCGCCGGGGCCGGCGAAGAAGGAGCUGAGAAUCGCUACCAAACAAGCCGUGGGGAUUUUGCAGGACAAUUACCCUGAAUUGGUCGCCAAAAACAUAUUCAUCAAUGUUCCGUUCUGGUACUAUGCACUCAACGCUCUGCUCUCUCCAUUCUUAACCCAAAGAACCAAGAGCAAAUUCGUCAUCGCUCGUCCCGCCAAAGUAACCGAAACCCUUCUCCGGUACAUCCCGGCUGAGGAAAUCCCGGUCCAGUACGGCGGCUUCAAGAGAGAAAACGAGGAGGAGUUCACAGCCGAAGAUGGCGCCGUCUCGGAGCUCAACCUCAAGGCCGGAGCAACCGCCGCCAUCGAAAUCCCAGCACCUCAGGGGGAGAGUACCCUGAUCUGGGAUCUGAGCGUCGUUGGAUGGGAAGUGAAUUACAAGGAGGAAUUCGUGCCGUCGGAUGAAGGGUCGUACACCAUUAUUGUACAGAAGGGGAAGAAGAUGAGUGGAAGUGAAGAACCAGUGAGGAACAGCUUCAGGAACAGCGAAGCAGGGAAGAUUGUGCUGACAGUGGAGAAUGUUUCCAACAAAAGGAAGAGAGUUCUGUAUCGAUUCAAGACGAAGAAGAUGGAGUGAGUGAGAUUUUUUUGCUCUGUUUAUACAAAUUUAGUGAGGAAUUGGAGUGAAAAGAGAGUAUUCUUUUGCAGGAUAUUAUUGUUGUAAUUUGAGUUGUGUUGAAGUCUUUUUUUGGCUUACAGGAGUGAUCUGUGAUGUGAUGAUAUUCUUUGUUAUUGAUUCUUUGUUCUAAUGAAUAAUUUGGGAUGAGGGUUCAAAAUUAUGUUCUUGGUGUUGA
Momordica charantia (bitter melon) is the source of this 1819-nucleotide messenger RNA. RefSeq names its product Sec14p-like phosphatidylinositol transfer family protein. Gene Ontology annotation, molecular function: lipid binding. Lineage: Eukaryota; Viridiplantae; Streptophyta; Magnoliopsida; Cucurbitales; Cucurbitaceae. The record is from RefSeq and is a predicted model, not a curated record.